AUGAUAUUAUGUGGCUCUCUGCUCAAGGGUGUCCACGUCCCUCAUACCCCUCUCAUAACCAUCUCCCUUGACGCGCCCUCACCCCCACCUCCGACACGCCUCCACGCCCACCUCCGACACGCCUCCACGCCCACCUUCGACACGCCUCCACGCCCACCUCCGACACGCCUCCACGCCCACCUCCGACACGCCUCCACGCCCACCUCCGACACGCCUCCACGCCCACCUCCGACACGCCUCCACGCCCACCUCCGACACGCCUCCACGCCCACCUUCGACACGCCUCCACGCCCACCUCCGACACGCCUCCACGCCCACCUCUGA
This is a messenger RNA of Procambarus clarkii (red swamp crayfish), 324 nucleotides long. Lineage: Eukaryota; Metazoa; Arthropoda; Malacostraca; Decapoda; Cambaridae. The record is from RefSeq and is a predicted model, not a curated record.